UGGAGGGAGAGAGGUUUUACUUCACCCUUCAAUACAAACAGUACGCUGUGGGCUUCCCAACUUCUGCCAUGGAUUCUGCUCUCUCGUUUCCAUUCGUCCCCAAGAAGUAUUUCUGAAACUGUCGAGUCGGAGGGAGAAGAGGCGUCGACGUCGGAAUUUUACUGUAGAAGUAGAAACUAUGGCAGUCGAUACCAAUUUGAAUUUCCAAUCUCUGCUCGAGAGUUUGAAGGUUGAAGAUCCAUGGCUUCCUCCCAGAACUUGGGAGUCCAUCCCUUCACAAUGCCAAAAGGCUCAAUUCCCUCCCCAUACUGCUACUGGCACCUCCUCCUCUUCAGUGUCCGAAGCAAGCUUGGUUAGAUUGGCUAUGAACGCACUGCAAGGAUUAGAGUCAGCACUUAUCAGUGUGGACAAAUUAUCUGCUGCCUUUUGUUCCGAUCCUUCCGACAGGACAUUCCAUCAAAUUCCAUCUCUAUGGAAUCGCUUUUCAAGUACGCAUGCUUUAGGAAAGAUACUCAGGUCUAUUGGAUGCGUUGGUUUUUUAGUUUUCCUGCUUCAUAAAUUCGUAGAUCACUUCACUGAAUUGGGUAUGGACGAAACAUUUAAUCAGACGAGUAAUCAACCUAAGCUUGAAAAAUGUGAAUGUAACGACAACAGUGAAGUGGGAGGGAGAAAAUGCUCACGGAAGAGUCUUGUUAAUCAUGCAUUUGCAGUUGCUCUGAGAAAGAUUUUGGAAGGCUAUGCGUGUGCACUAGAUACGUUGCAUGCUUCUGUAGGUCUGAGAAGAACGUCAAAAGUGCUUGAUGUGCCUCUUCACGAAUCAUCGGUGGAAGGAUGUUUAAUGAACGUGGUGCAUUCCGAAAUAACGUUAUUGGAGAUGUACCUUCACACAAGGGAAUUGAGAAUUCAGAUUGAAGUACUUGGAAACAUAUGUAACUUGCACGAUAUAGCUAAUUGCUUUUCGUUGUUGCCCCUUCAAGACCUAACUGAUAAGGCGACCUUUGAAAUUUGUAAGUUUUACUGGGGAGGAGACUUGCUGACGUAUUUGUAUACCCAAUUACAGGUUGCCGAUCCUGUUCACUGUGCCGUACUCAAGUUUCUGUUCCUCCGCUCAUGUGAACCAUAUUGUGCCUUUAUUAGAUCAUGGAUAUACAAAGCUGAAAUUGUUGAUCCUUAUGCAGAGUUUGUAGUUGAAUAUGUUGACCUUAAAACUCCUAACCUCAAUACUGCUGCGAUCUCCAAUUUCCCACUAGCAUGUACAAGGGAGAGAGAAGGAGUUCCCAUUCCUUGUUUCAUAAAGGAAUUAUUGCUUCCACUUCUCAGAGCUGGCCAACAGCUUCAAGUACUAGUGAAAUUACUUGAAUUGGGUACUUCUGUUGCCACUGCAGAAUGUACUUAUGAUGACUUUCUUCCUUGUUGGACUGGAUUUUCUAGUAAUCAUGUGUGCUUUGAACCUGUAAUCUCUUUCAGCAAAGAAAAUGUGGAGGCCAGGGUUACUGAAAGGGACAUUUAUUAUGAAAGGAUGCAGAAAAAACUUGAAAAUCUUCUGACGAGAAUAGAGUUCAGAUAUGAACAGCAGGUGGCUCCAGAUGAUGCAGUAUCUAUGUUCUUUGCUAAUGUUGGAGGAAGAAUAACUGCACCUUUGUCAAUUAAAUCAGAAAAUAGCCUUAUUGUUCCAGAAGCGGACAGAAGGAGCUCAAAUAUGUUAAAAGAGAGCACAAAUCAUGAUGACUCUAGUAGUUCUUUGGAUACGUCUGAUGUUGCAGUGGAGGACACGUAUGAUUCCUCUGGAUGUACAUCCUCAGUUAGUUGUGAAGAUCAAAUUGAGUUUAACCAAAGGAUUGAGCCUCAUGAUAAUACGAGUGUGCUAAAGGAAAAUCAUUUUUCUUCUUUAACCUUCUCCAAGAGUCCUUUGAAUAUAAAUUAUUUGGGAAAGGAUCCUCAAUUUGAAGGAGCAUACCAUGUGGGAAGUGUUUUGGAUGGUACUCUUACAAAGAUAGAUGAUGUAAACUGUGUCGUGCAUUCACAAAAUAAUGCCUUGAAUUCAAGUAAUACAUCUUUGCAUUUUGACUUGGCUGAUUGGUCAUGGAAUUUUGAUGUCACCUGUGCCGAUUAUUCUGAUAUGCAUUCCUUGGAUUUUGAUGUAAAGAAAAGCAGAAGUUAUGGAGUCAAUAUUGGAGAAAUAUCUCUUUCUAGGAAGAGGAUUGACGUUACCAGUGUUGGGCAGGAUGCCUCAUUUAACAAUCAACUUGAUAAGAUUCCACGUGCUUCUAUUUUCAGUAUGAAUCCAAUGGUAACCAGACAUGCUUUCCUUCCCAUGAGGAGUAAGCCUGAUCAGAGACAUGCUAGUGGCUUUGGUCAAUCUUUCCCUUUCUUUGAUUUUUCUGUUGUAGAGGAUCCAUGUAGGGUAUGCACAGAAGAGAUACUACCUAGUUCUGUAGCUGAAUCAUUAUGCGGUGGGAACUCUCAAGGUCCUGCUACCAAUGGUAAAAGUAGUGACUCUAGUGAACGAGCAUGUGGAGGGGAUACUUCUCUGGACAAUACUAUUUCUUACAAUGGCAAAGAAGAUAUUUCAACUAAUGUUUCUGGUGGGAGGAGCUGGGAAACUAUACUUUGUACCGCAAGUAAGAGAACUGUUGAUAAUGGUGCUGAAGAGCAGAGGCUAUCUUAUUCAGGAUUGUUUGAGUUGCCCCUUGAUUUCGUUAUUCACAAAUGCUUAAUACAAGAAAUAAUCCUUCAAUAUACUUAUGUCAGCAAGUUAACCAUAAAAUUACUAGAUGAAGGAUUCGAUUUGCGAGGGCAUCUUCUAGCAUUGCGGCGAUACCACUUUAUGGAAUUAGCGGACUGGGCAGAUUCAUUUAUCACAUCUCUGUGGAAUCAUAAGUGGUGUGUCGUGGAGGCAGGUAGUAAGCUUCAAGAGAUUCAAGGUUAUCUUAAAUUGUCCGUUCAAAAGUCGUCGUGUGAACACGACCACAACAAGGAUAGAUUAUUUGUCUACAUAAAAGAACAGUGCACUCUGCCUCUUUCCAAAGCCACCAUUGUCAUUUUGACGCCUGCCGCAUUGGAAAUAUAUGCUGAGAUUUUCAGUUUUCAUGUUAAAGUGAAGCUUGCUGUUUUUUCUCUGACCAAAGUUUGGUCCUCUUUGAAGGACAUGGUUCUCUUUGUCAGUCAGAAUCGCCAUUCCAAAGUUAUUAAUCAGGAAACCAAGCAUCUUAAUGUUUUGGUGAAGACAAGGCAUGAAGUCAAUCAUUUUGUGUGUGUACUACAAUAUUAUGUGGAAUCUCAAUUGUCACAUGUAUCUUGGUGUAGAUUUCUUCAAUCUCUUCAACUUAAGGCAAAGGAUAUGAUGGAUCUCGAGUCGAUGCAUAUGGUUUAUUUAACUGAUGCACUACACACAUGUUUCCUGUCUGAAGAUACACAAUCCGUGGCUGGUAUCAUUAAUCAAAUCUUGCAAUGUGCUCUAGAUCUCCGAUGUUGUUUUACUGGUGAUACGUGGAAUCCUCAAGUUGAUAAAGCAGCUUUUUCGAGGAGACUUUCUUGGAUCAACAAGUCCCAGGUACUUGGCGUAAAGAAGAGAUUUGAGAGAAGCAUGAAGGAAUUGCAGCUAUGUUAUCUGAAGUCACCUAAGCUUGGAAAGUUUGGGGUUUCUCGAUUCUGGGAGUAUCUCAACUACAACAAUCACUAUUGUGAGAGGGGUAAUGGAAUGAGUUAGCAUGGUUUGUGAGUGUAAUGGUAGAUUUGAAAGCAUAGGAGAGAUGGGCGGAAUGUUGGUAAUUAGUUCUUGUAUUCGAGUGGAGUAAUGUUUCAUUCUGUUUUUGGAGCGAAGUGCAGAGUGCACAGAGGAUGAAUGGUUUGCCAGGUGGCGCAGAGAAAGGUGAAAAACAUGGCUGGAGUUGGAGAGUGAGCAACGCGUCAUACAAGAAUACGAAGGGAAUGGUGUGACGUUGAAGGAAAGGACAUGUAUAUAUAUGAUUUAAUAUUCAUAUCCUGUGUGUGGGCAGUGGCAGUGUGGCACCGCUUCCCCUACCACGAGCGUAUUAUCCAGUAAGCAGCACAAUGGAGAAACAGAAAGAUGGUCUAGUUUUUGCAGUGAAUCAAGAGAGGUUUCAGCUCUCGGCCUCUACUAUUGACCCUUCCGUUACUCUGCUCCACUUCUUGCGCUACCACACUUGUUUCAAAAGUCCCAAGCCUGGCUGCGCUGAAGGUCUCUCUCUCUCUCUUCUAAUUGUUAAUUGCGUUAACCAAACGAUGAAGUUUCGGGAGUUACGAAGGAAACCUCGAGCUCAUAUUGGUACCUGCCUUGUGCUUGUCUACGGUAUCUGUUUUUAUGGCUAUUACAGUCGCCGCCAAACAUGCCUUGGUUUCCUACUA
Molecule: messenger RNA, 4368 nt
Organism: Momordica charantia (bitter melon)
Lineage: Eukaryota; Viridiplantae; Streptophyta; Magnoliopsida; Cucurbitales; Cucurbitaceae
Source: RefSeq, a predicted model, not a curated record